UAUUAACCUUACUUGUGUAUAACCUCAAUAAUGUAGACAAAAUACAAUGUUCAAUGGAAGCACAUUCAUGGGUGCACCACACGUUCAAUGUUCAAUCUAUUUUACUAAUUUUCGGAAGUAGUUAUAAAGUAUUAGUCAAUCAAUUUGAAGUGAUAAAACGAAACAAAACAAUAAGGGAAAUCAACAAAAUUAUUACUUUUUGUAAUUUACAAAACACUUUUCAUCAUAAUGGUUAAACAUAGUCAUGAAGGAAGAUAAAAUGCCUGAUACUUCUAAUGAAAAAUUAAUUCAUGACAGAGAAUGUUUAGAUGCUAUACAAUGGAAUGUAGAUAGACAUCAUGGUUGGUAUACUGAAACAUGUCCUACUGAUGAACAUCUAAACGACUGGAAAAAGCGUCCAUGUGAUUAUAUCGUGCGAACAAGUUAUGUAGCAAAUAACACAACAAACUUAUCCAAUGAAUCAGUCCAAGACGCUACUCCCAACACUCCAAUAAGUACAAAUGAUACUAAUACAUCUAAAAAGUAUAAAAUAUUUCCAUCACUGAGUUUAUUAAAUCCAAAAGUGCCAAAAUUAUGCAAAUCAGGAAAAUUUCGAGUAAAUCUUAUCUUACGCUUACGUAGUAUAUGGUCACGUUCACGAUCUCAAUCGCAUCGAAAAAAAUCAAAACAAAAUACAAACAAUCAGCAUCACCAUCAUCAUCACAGUCAUCACCAUCACCAACACCAACACCACAACAGUCAUCAUUUGAAUCAUCAACAUCCCUAUCCUACUCACCAGCAUUACAAUAACAAACCAUUUGACAAACAGAGUUCAUGUGAUUCCCUGAGAUCAAAAAAUACAUCUCCGCAUAUUGACAACACUAACAACAAUCCCCCUGCAAAUGAUACAAGAGUAGUUGAACUUAAGAAAGACAAAUCUAUACCACAUGUAAAAUUCAAAAUUUCAGAUAAUUGUCAGACAUUGGUAUCAAGACAUUGUCAUUCCGACUAUUGUUUACUACGAUCGAAUCAUAUCCGCAAAUGUCCUCAUAUUUACUAUGAUUUCCCUUAUGAUCGCCAUCAUCAUCAUCAUCAACAUCAAAAUCAGCCCGAAUCGGACGUAUUCAGUAGUGAACAAACCAGUAUAAACAGAAUAUCCGACGACCUACAUCAUCUAAACUUUUGUUCAUCCAAUCAUCGCUCCUUAUCUACUGGGAAUAUAUGUUGUCUUUAUUCACUAAGAUGUGUACCAUCAGUUGAGUGUAUAGCAUCACCCAUAUCAUCAUCUUGUUUUCCAGGACUCCAUCAACAGCACAAAGACGACUUCACAGAAAACAAAGACUCCAAUACAAUAAUCACUUCAAUUAUGGUGAAUAAAAGAAAGCCUACAAAGUUAAUUUCACCAUUUGAAAAACUGAAAUACCAUCCAUGCUAUCGAGAUAAUGACAAAAAUCUAGGCAAAUGGGUUCAACAAAUGUUAGCACACAGUUCUGAGGACAGCUCGGAGGACAACACUGACAACACUAGUAAUGAUGAAGUUAUGCAUAUUGGUAGUAGUACUGGUGGUAAUAGUAGUAAUAGUAGUAGUAAUUUUCAGCCUAGAAGACAUUCUGACACUUUAAAACAUGUACACUUUGCUGAUGAAUCAACCUGUUCAUCAUCAAUGACCACAUUGAAUUCUUUGUCAAGAUCAUCAUCACUUUCCUCAUUGAAUUUUACGAAUACUUUACUUUCACAACCGUGUUGUCCAGUUGUUUCUUGUCAUUGUCAUCAUGUUGGAGAUAAAACAAUUCAGGAUAAAUGCUUAUCAGGAACAUCAAUUUCCAAAGAGGUUUUAUUUAAUCGUAAUCUUAAGCGUAAACGUGGAACAAAACGAAAUCUAGCAAAUUAUGAUAAUGUCUUUGAAGAAAAUCUCAGUAAACAUAAUGACAUGCUGGAUGAACGACAAUUGACAAAGCAUAAUGAUAGAGAAACACCUUUAGUAACAGUGAAUCUAUUCCGUGAUACCUCAGAACCACCUGAAGUACCUCCAUAUGUCUUCGACCAUCUGAAUACAGGAAAGGUGAGUUAA
Trichobilharzia szidati is the source of this 2050-nucleotide messenger RNA. The record is from the annotation of a GenBank genome assembly. Lineage: Eukaryota; Metazoa; Platyhelminthes; Trematoda; Strigeidida; Schistosomatidae.